AUGAAAAAAGUGGGAGUUGUGCUGUUCGUCCUUUUUAUCAAAGAAAUAAUCUCGUUGAAAAUAUGUUCGAGGAAAAAAUACCCUAACGUGGAAAACGGGGUGUACCAGCUGGACAAUCGAGGGAGGCCGAUCAAAAUUGUGGAUGUGAAUUACCACCAUGUGUGGGAACUACCAAAGGGGGGAAGUGUUAAUUCUUACACAGUUGUUAAAAAGAAUGGAAAGGUUAAAAAGUUUAGCGAAGGAACAAACAUAAUUUAUGGAACUACAAAGAAGGUCAACUGGGGACGGGGCAGUGAAGAGGAAGAAGAAGAGGAGGAGGUUGAUGAUGAAAAUAAAAUAAAAAAAGAAAUUGCAAAGAGGAAAAAAUUGAACAAUAUAAAAAAUGUGUCUAAUGUAGCUAAAAAUGAAAAAGAUGUGGAACAAAAAGAAAGAGAAAAAAAAAAACUGCAGGUGCCUCGUGCUAUGCAUAUAACAGCGGAAGAUGUCCCGGAGGAAAAACAGGCGAACGAAGAAGAGGGAUAUGGCAGUAUAGCAAAAGAAUUAGGAGCUAAGAUAAAGGAAAAUUUGGAGAGCCACUACGAGGAAAGCAAAGCCCCAUCUUCCUUGAGUGCCGAUUUGUUAGAUGUUAAAAUUCCCACAAGUUUGGAAAAAUUGUUGAUGGACGAUUUGGAAGAGGGGAAAUGGCUCUCUAAAAAGCCCGUUAACGAUAAAAUAUGUUUGCGGGACUACUCCAAACAAUGUCCUUCUCUAUGGGAGAAAGUAUCCGAAACGCAGUGCAUCUCGCCCAAGGACUACGCGGGGCCCUGCUCGCACCUGAUGACUUUUGAACCCAUGAGCGCAAAGGAGAAAAGUCUCAUAGGAACGGACUGUAAAGUGAAUUGGCUGUGCCUUAAUGAGUUGUGCGGGAAUAGCGGAAGGGAUUACUCAAAGGACUGUCCAGAAAAUUGGACUUACACGGGAAAAUGCGAGGCACCAGAAAACUAUUCCGGAGGAUGCAACAAGACAAUGGAUUUUGGGGCCUUCACAAAAAAGGAGAAGGAGGAGUUUUCUUCCGCUUGUAAAGUGGUGUGGCCUUGCAAAGAGGAAUCAUGCGAGAGGGAUUACUCAAUAACAUGUCCUAAAGGUUGGCCCUACAAUGCGAGCAAGGAUACCUGUUGCAGUAGCCACGGUUUCGAAGGGCUGGUUUCGAAGGAGGAAAUGGAAGCCAUAAGCAACAUGUCUUACCACCAAAGAGUAGCCUUUUCCACGAAGUACGGAAUCGUCUGGCCAUGCAAGAACAACUGCACCCUUGGCUACGACCUAUAUGACUGCCCCCGAGGAUGGAUCAACUUGAUGAAUUCAGGAGUUUGUAAAGCCCCAGAUGAUUACAUCCCCCCAAGGGGCUGUCCUCGUAUAACCCAUUUUGACUAUAUGAGCAUAAAUGAAAAGGAGGCAUUUAGCAGGAAGUGCCAUGUUAAGUGGCUAUGCGUUGAAAAUUCACAAAGAGAUUAUUCCAAAUGUCCCAAAUAUUUUGACUACGGAGAGGAGGGAAAUGAUAAAGGGUUGUGUAUUCCAAAUGAGAAAUAUAAAGGGCCAUGUAAAGAUGCCCAAGAUAUACUCUCGUUAAGUCUGGAGCAAAAAUAUAACUUCGAAGAAACUUGUGAAGCUCAGUUUCGUAAUAUGAGGAGCGAAGAUAUUCCUCAAGCGAAUGAGGAUGUUAUCGACCCCACUACGAUGGAAAAACUACUAAAGGGAGCAGACACCACAGAUAAGGGAAUUACCUUGGAGUAG
Plasmodium inui San Antonio 1 is the source of this 1770-nucleotide messenger RNA. RefSeq lists its product as hypothetical. The transcript is spliced from 13 exons. The coding region runs from base 1 to 1770 and encodes 589 amino acids. The record is from RefSeq and is a predicted model, not a curated record. Lineage: Eukaryota; Apicomplexa; Aconoidasida; Haemosporida; Plasmodiidae.